UUGCAGGCUGUCAGGCUGUCUAGUCACAGAGGAAGGCUGUGCUUCUCUGGUCUCAGCUCUGAGGUCAAACCCCUUACACCUCAGAGAGCUGGACCUGAGCUACAAUCACCCGGGAGACUCAGGGGUCAGACUGCUCUCUGCUGGACUGGAGGAUCCACACUGCAGACUGGAGAAACUCAAUGUGGAACAUGGUGGAGAGGACAGAAUGAAACCUGGGCUUAGAAAAUAUGUCUGUGAUCUCACACUGGACCCAAACACAGUACACAGACUCCUCUCUCUGUCUGAGAAGAACAGAAAGGUGACUUGGAGGAGAGAGGAGCAGCCGUAUCCUGAUCACCCAGAGAGAUUUGAGGUCUGGAAACAGGUGCUGUGUAGAGAGGGUCUGACUGGGCGCUGUUACUGGGAGGUAGAGUGGACUGGGAUAAUGGGGGCUGGUAUAGGAGUGGCAUAUAAAGGAAUCAGCAGGGGAGGAGGGGAUAAUGACUGUUGUCUUGGAUACAAUGACAAGUCCUGGAGUCUGUUCUGCUAUGACAACCGUUACUCUGCCAGGCACAAUGAUAAUUACACUACCAUAGAUGUCCACCCCUCCAGCUCCCACAGAGUAGGAGUGUAUCUGGACUGGCCAGCCGGCACUCUGUCCUUCUAUAGAGCCUCCUCUGACACACUGACCCACCUGAUCACAUUCACCUCCACAUUCACUGAGGCCCUCUAUCCAGGGUUUAGGCUUUGUUAUGACUCCUCAGUGUCCCUCUGUCAGUGAUACACACACACACACACACACACACACACACACACACACACACACACACACACACACACACACACACACACACACACACACACACACACACACACACACACACACA
Molecule: messenger RNA, 866 nt
Organism: Oncorhynchus gorbuscha (pink salmon)
Lineage: Eukaryota; Metazoa; Chordata; Actinopteri; Salmoniformes; Salmonidae
Product: stonustoxin subunit beta-like
Exons: 3
Molecular function (GO): protein binding
Source: RefSeq, a predicted model, not a curated record